UCCCAUCCUCUCUCGCACUCUCUCUCUCUCGCAAAAGAUACCGAGAUCGUACACUGGUUACCGACUAAUGGCGGUGGAGACGCUCCAUCUCCGGAAGGAAGGCUUCCCAGGCAGCGACAAGGAGCCUGGAUCAGCCUCAGGUGCGCCAGUUAAGGAGGCGCACUUUAGAGGCGUGCGCAAGCGCCCAUGGGGCCGGUUCGCGGCUGAGAUUCGCGAUCCGUGGAAGAAGACUCGAAAAUGGCUCGGUACCUUCGACACUGCCGAGGAAGCCGCCCGAGCAUACGACGACGCCGCUCGCAACCUCCGCGGUCCCAAGGCCAAGACCAACUUCGCUGACGUUAGCGGGAUAUCGAUCUCCUCGUCCUCUCCCGGAAACUUCCAGAAGCACCUCCAACAGUGGCAGCCGGUGGGCCACGGAUCGGACGGCCUGGAUCUGUUCUCGCGGCACGGGUAUGUCAAGCUCGACGCUGCUGUUGCAGUCAGAAGCGAGCAGGAGAUGAAGAAGAAGGAGCCGUUCGCUUUCGAUCUUAAUCUCCCAGCUCCGCUCGUUUGAUCGGACGGCUCAGAUUUCAUGCUGCGACUUUCCACGAGUUUUUGGGGGUUUUUUUAAUCGGCCGGCUGAAAUACCGGCUUCGAUUUUGGAGCUUCUUCGCUCUUUUUUUUAAUCUUUCUAAUUUUCCCCUUUUGCCCCUCUUUUUGCUUUUAAUGGCGGGUGGGUUUCUUCACCUCUGUUUAUGUACAGUUUAAGAAAGGUUAAGAUGUGAUUAAAAGAUUCUAUUUACUGAAA
Magnolia sinica is the source of this 787-nucleotide messenger RNA. RefSeq names its product ethylene-responsive transcription factor 4-like. The coding region runs from base 68 to 553 and encodes 161 amino acids. The transcript has a single exon. Gene Ontology annotation, biological process: regulation of DNA-templated transcription. Gene Ontology annotation, molecular function: DNA-binding transcription factor activity; DNA binding. NCBI's taxonomy places the organism in Eukaryota, Viridiplantae, Streptophyta, Magnoliopsida, Magnoliales, Magnoliaceae. The record is from RefSeq and is a predicted model, not a curated record.